This is a messenger RNA of Scedosporium apiospermum, 1641 nucleotides long. RefSeq names its product Mannan endo-1,6-alpha-mannosidase. Bases 1 to 1641 code for a protein of 546 amino acids. The record is from RefSeq and is a predicted model, not a curated record. Gene Ontology annotation, biological process: carbohydrate catabolic process; fungal-type cell wall biogenesis. Lineage: Eukaryota; Fungi; Ascomycota; Sordariomycetes; Microascales; Microascaceae. Gene Ontology annotation, molecular function: mannan endo-1,6-alpha-mannosidase activity. The transcript has 6 exons.
AUGUUGUAUCCAGACCCUUCAAAUCUGCAUUAUGACAACACAUCCCUCGAAUGGGACGAUCCUACUUCCCACAAUGCCAAGCCGGACCUUUCCAAUGACGUCCCCGCCAUGUUCUUUAUAGCCAUCAAUACUGCGCUCCUCCUAGGGGCCCUCCCAGGGGUGUGCGCACAAUACUACAAAAUCGACACGCGAGAAAAUAUCCUCAAGUCAGCACGGACCCUCGCAUUCGACCUAAUGACCUUCUAUAAGGGCAAUCAGCCGGGCGAGAUUCCAGGCAUCUUGCCAGGCCCGCCGACCGAGGGCAAGGGCGACUAUUUCUGGUGGGAAGGAGGUGCAAUGAUGGGCACUUAUAUCGACUAUUGGCACUUUACGGGUGAUGAUACCUACAACCAAGACAUCAUGGAGGGGAUGAUACACCAGACCGGGCCCAAUGCCGAUUAUAUGCCACCAAAUCACACCGCGUCGCUAGGAAACGAUGAUCAGGGGUUUUGGGGCAUGUCUGCCAUGCUUGCAGCCGAGACGAAAUUCCCGAAUCCACCUUCUGACAAACCCCAAUGGCUCGCCUUGGCUCAAGCCGUAUUUAACACACAGGCCGAUCCCGGCCGGCAUGACCACUAUUGCAAUGGAGGCAUGCGCUGGCAGAUCCCAUUAGCGAACGGUGGAUAUAACUAUAAGAAUACUAUUGCGAACGGGUGCUUCUUCAACCUCGGUGCUCGCCUGGCCAGAUACACGAACAACGCGACCUACGCUCGUUAUGCUGAAGACACCUGGAACUGGAUAUAUGGGGUCAAUUAUAUCGAUCACGAAACGUGGCAGGUUUACGACGGUGGCACCAUCGAAGCCAACUGUACAGAUAUUAAUAAGGCAACCUUCUCGUACAAUGCUGCUAUCCUGACCCAAGGAGCCGCUUUUAUGUACAAUUAUACCGAGGCCGAUAUGUGGCGCGAACGCGUCGAGAAGCUCCUCGAUAACCUACUAAAGAGCUUCUUUCCCGAUGGUAUUGCCUAUGAAGUCCCUUGCGAGGGCGGAAGGGGUUGCACCACCGACAUGCUGUCGUUCAAAGGAUACGUUCAUCGCUGGCUUACUGUCGUCGCCCAAAUCGCCCCCUUCACCGCCGACAAGAUCCUCCCGGUGCUUCGCAAGUCCGCUCAGGCAGCCGUCAACCAAUGCACAGGUGGCGAAACUGGUCGCCGCUGCGGGUUCUACUGGAGCUCGGGGGAGUUUGUCGACCCGUCUGUCGACAAAACGACUGGCGCGGGUGAACAGAUGAAUGUCUUGGCCGCGGUGUCUAGCCUAAUGGUCAACGAGCCGAAUCCGCCGAAUGCGCCUGUUACCGACGCUACCGGUGGGAUUUCUCCGGGUGACCCGUCCGCGGGGGGUGGUCGGGGGGGCGGCGAUAUAACAGUGCACAAGGACAUUACGACGGCGGACCGUGCUGGCGCGGGUAUUUUGACAUUCUUGUUACUAGCUUGUUUACUGGGCACCUGCUGGUGGAUGAGUUUUGAGCGCUCGAAGCCUGAAGACGAAAAGUCCCCUGAGAACGCCGGCAAUAAGAGACAAUCGGCCGCCGAGCCGCCCGAAGGAACGGCGAAACGCCAUAUUAGAUGGUUAGGACGAAUCAUAGAUUCGCCGAAAGGGUAG